Molecule: messenger RNA, 480 nt
Organism: Trichoplax adhaerens
Lineage: Eukaryota; Metazoa; Placozoa; Uniplacotomia; Trichoplacea; Trichoplacidae
Exons: 2
Coding region: 1-480 (159 amino acids)
Cellular component (GO): mitochondrion
Molecular function (GO): flavin-dependent sulfhydryl oxidase activity; flavin adenine dinucleotide binding
Source: RefSeq, a predicted model, not a curated record
AUGGAUGCAACUCGCAAAUGUCGUGCUUGUUCUGACUUUAAAUCAUGGGCCGGUCUGCAGGAGACCCAAGCAACCAAUCAAAAACAUACUACUAAACCUGAUCCUCCCGUAGCUCAAGAUAACAAGUCGACUGAAAAGAAAGAAUGUCCAUUAUUUCUCGGCGAAUUAGGGCGUUCGACCUGGGGAUUUCUACAUACCAUGGCCGCUUACUACCCUGACAAUCCAAGCCCAUCACAAAAGGAAGACAUUCAUAAAUUUAUGCACCUAUUUUCAAAAUUUUUUCCAUGUGAUGAUUGUGCUACUCAUUUAAGAAGUUGGAUGAAAGAUAAUCCACCUCAGGCUGAAAAUCAAGAUCGCUUUUCCAAAUGGAUGUGUUAUGCCCAUAACGAAGUGAACGGCAGGCUAGGUAAAAAAUUAUUCGAUUGUUCAAAAGUCAACGAACGAUGGCGUGAUGGAUGGAAAGACGGUUCUUGUGAUUAA